Molecule: messenger RNA, 1488 nt
Organism: Papaver somniferum (opium poppy)
Lineage: Eukaryota; Viridiplantae; Streptophyta; Magnoliopsida; Ranunculales; Papaveraceae
Product: protein NRT1/ PTR FAMILY 5.10-like
Exons: 3
Coding region: 1-1488 (495 amino acids)
Biological process (GO): transmembrane transport
Cellular component (GO): membrane
Molecular function (GO): transmembrane transporter activity
Source: RefSeq, a predicted model, not a curated record
AUGGGGAAAUCUGGUCCCGGUGUAAUGGAUUACGAUCAACGAUACAAAUUUCUUCUAAGUCAUGGUCGGAGUAAUAUAGAAUUCGGAGGUGGGAGUUAUAUGCGUAUAGUUGGUGGGUGGAGACCUGCAAAGUUCAUACUUGCAGCUGAGACGUUAGAAACAAUAGCUAUCUAUGGAGUUGCUUCAAACUUGAUGACAUACCUAACAGGCCCUCUCCAUCAAUCUACCGCUACAUCUGCAAUCAACAUCAAUGUAUGGUCUGCUGUUGUUUGGGUGCUUCCUCUUGUUGGUGCUUUUGUUGCUGACACUUAUCUCGGUCGAUUUCGGACCAUCAAAAUCUCUUCUUUCAUCUACCUGGUGGUAAACAUCUCUCUCUAUGAAUAUCCAGUUUCUACAAUUUUUCGCUUGAUAUUUAUCUUCAUUCAAGAAAAUUGGAGUUGGGGUGUUGGGUUUGGUCUUUCAUUGGCUUCAAUGGUAGUAGCAUCAGUUAUCUUUACGAGGGGAACCUAUCUUUACCGUUUUAGUCCGGUAGAGGAGGACAAACAAAAUCCUCUGUCAAGAGUACUCAAAGUUUAUAUGGCUGCGGCUAAAAAUUGGAGAAGUAUACCAUCCGCAGAGACUACCCAAGCAGUGGAUGAAAUGCUAUUGUCCAAUGAUGAGAUCCGUGGUGGUGCUCAUCAGCUCAGGUUCUUGGACAAAGCGUUGCUGGCAGACGAUAUAUCCACUGACCAGGUCGAAGAUGCAAGGGAAGUUCUAAGUUUGGUUCCGUUAUGGAUUACAUUAUUGAUGUAUGGAGUAGUGAGUGCUCAACCCUUGACCUUCUUCACUAAGCAAGGGAGCACCAUGAUGAGAUCAGUAUCAAGCUUCGAGAUACCAGCAGCAUCAAUGAUAACCAUUUAUUCUUUCUCUGUGGUUCUCUUUAUUCCCAUUUAUGAUCGGUUUGUGGUUCCUUUAGCUCAACAUUUCACAGGCAAACCCAAUGGCAUAACAAUACUUCAGCGGAUGUGUAUUGGCUUGGUUCUUUCUAUUGUCUCCAUGAUGGUAGCAGCUAUAGUUGAGAGGAAAAGACUUCGAAUUGCUUUUGAUUCCGGAUUGAUUGAUAUGCCCCAUGAGACGAUUCCUAUGAGCAUUUGGUGGUUGGCUCCUCAGUAUAUCUUGAUUGGUGUUGCUGAAGAUUUUACCGUGUUAGGUAUGCGAAAUUUCUUCCGUGAUCAAUUGCCAGAUAGAUUAAAGAACUUGGAUAAGUUUCUCUUUUUAAGUGCUCUUGGUGUAGGUGAGCUUCUCAGCGGGUUUGUCGUCUUUGCUAUUGAGAAGUUAACCAAUGCCAGUAGUCAAUCUAGUUGGUUUUCUGAGAAUCUUAAUCGAGCGCAUCUCGAUUACUUUUACUGGCUUCUAUCUGGACUUGGCGCCGUAAACUUAGUUGCCUACAUUUAUGCUUCAAAGAUUUACAUUUAUAAAACAGGAACUUCAGUUGAAUAUGUUAGUUAA